Scheffersomyces coipomensis is the source of this 2676-nucleotide messenger RNA. It is a transcript of the gene MCM2, whose product is annotated as MCM DNA helicase complex subunit. Lineage: Eukaryota; Fungi; Ascomycota; Pichiomycetes; Serinales; Debaryomycetaceae. Gene Ontology annotation, cellular component: nucleus; MCM complex. The record is from RefSeq and is a predicted model, not a curated record. The coding region runs from base 1 to 2676 and encodes 891 amino acids. The transcript has a single exon. Gene Ontology annotation, biological process: double-strand break repair via break-induced replication; DNA replication; mitotic DNA replication initiation. Gene Ontology annotation, molecular function: single-stranded DNA helicase activity; 3'-5' DNA helicase activity; single-stranded DNA binding.
AUGUCUAGUCCAACCCCAUCACCUAUUCGUAAUAGAAGGAAAAGACAAGCUGAUGAUGAUGAUGACGAUCAAAAUAAUUAUAAUAGACUGCAACAACCUUCAUCACCUAUCUUAGCAUCAAGUCCUCAAGCUUUACCUCCUUCAUCUCCUGCUGCUGUUUUCGACGAUGCAGUUGAUGUUGAUGAUGAUGAAAUUGAAGUUCAUGAUGAAAUCAAUGAUUUACAAGAUGAAGAAAUUGAUGGAGAUGAUGAAGAUGAUGAAGAAGGAGAAGAUUUAAUGGAUAAUAUGGAACGAGAUUAUAUUAGAAAAGAUGAUGAGGAUCGUUAUGAUUUAGGAGAUAAUAUCGAUGAUGAUGAAUAUGAUGCUAUGGAUCCAUCUAUGAGAAGAAGAAUCGAUGAACAAUUGAAUCGUCGUGAUAAUUUAUUAAAUAUUAAUUCAAGAUCAAGAAAACAAGCAUUUUUAGAUUAUGGUGAUGAAGAUCAAGAUGAUGAUGAAGAUGGUGCCUUUGGUGGCCAAUUGGAUCAAUAUGGUUUACCUAUUCAAAGAAGAAGAAGAAGAAGACAUGAUGAUGAUAUGGAAGGAGGUGAAGAUGAUAUCGAUGAUAUUGAAAUUGAUCCAUUAAAUGAAGAAUUAUCAUUAGAAAGUUUAACUGAUAUAAAAGCUCCAAGUAUUACGGAAUGGAUUACUCAACCAGCAGUUCAAAGAUCAAUUUCUCGUGAAUUAAAAUCAUUCUUAUUAGAAUAUACUGAUGAUAAAGGUAGAUCUGUUUAUGGGGCAAGAAUUAGAACUUUAGGUGAAAUUAAUGCUGAAUCAUUAGAUGUUAGUUAUGAUCAUUUAGCUGAUUCAAAAGCUAUCUUAGCCUUAUUCUUAGCUACUUCACCAGCUGAAAUCUUAUCUAUUUUUGAUAUUGUUGCUAUGGAAGCUACUGAAUUACAUUAUCCAAAUUAUUCUCAAAUUCAUUCUGAAAUUCAUGUUAGAAUUAUAAAUUUUCCAAAAUUAUUAAAUUUAAGAGAUUUACGUGAAAAUAAUUUAAAUCAAUUGAUUAAAGUAAGUGGUGUUGUCACCAGAAGAACUGGUGUGUUUCCACAAUUAAAAUAUGUUAAAUUUGAUUGUCAAAAAUGUGGUAUUGUAUUAGGUCCAUUCGUUCAAGAUUCAAAUACCGAAGUUAAAAUUCAAUAUUGUUCAAAUUGUCAAUCAAAAGGUCCAUUUAAAUUAAAUUCUGAAAAAACCUUAUAUAGAAAUUAUCAAAGAAUAACCUUACAAGAGGCUCCUGGUACGGUUCCAGCCGGUAGAUUACCAAGACAUCGUGAAGUGAUCUUAUUGAGUGAUUUAGUCGAUGUGGCUAAACCAGGUGAAGCUAUUGAAGUUACUGGUAUUUAUAAAAAUAAUUAUGAUGGAAAUUUAAAUGUUAAGAAUGGAUUCCCGGUGUUUGCAACUAUACUUGAAGCUAAUUCUAUUCAAAAGAAAGAUCUUUCAAGUAAUUCAAGUUUAUAUACUGAAGAAGAAGAACGUGAAUUUAGGAAUUUAAGUAAACAAAGAGGUAUCAUUGAUAAAAUCAUUUCAUCAGUUGCUCCAUCGAUUUAUGGUCAUAAAGAUAUUAAAACUGCACUUGCAUGUUCAUUAUUUGGUGGGGUUCCAAAAGAUGUUAAUGGUAAACAUUCUAUUAGAGGAGAUAUAAAUGUAUUAUUAUUAGGUGAUCCUGGUACUGCCAAAUCUCAAUUUUUAAAAUAUGCUGAAAAAUCAGCUAAUAGAGCAGUAUUUGCUACUGGUCAAGGUGCUUCUGCUGUUGGUUUAACUGCAUCAGUUAGAAAAGAUCCUAUUACAAGAGAAUGGACUUUAGAAGGUGGUGCAUUAGUAUUGGCAGAUAAAGGAACUUGUUUAAUUGAUGAAUUUGAUAAAAUGAAUGAUCAAGAUAGAACUUCGAUUCAUGAAGCUAUGGAACAACAAUCGAUUUCGAUUUCUAAAGCUGGUAUUGUUACUACUUUACAAGCUAGAUGUGCUAUUAUAGCCGCUGCUAAUCCAAAUGGUGGGAGAUAUAAUUCUACAUUACCAUUAUCUGCUAAUGUUGAUUUAACUGAACCUAUUUUAUCAAGAUUUGAUAUUUUAUGUGUGGUACGUGAUUUAGUUAAUCCUGAACUGGAUGAAAGAUUAGCUAGUUUUGUGAUUGAUAGUCAUAUGAGAUCACAUCCUUCAAAUGCUGAUGAAUUAGAAGAUGAUGAAAUCAAUAUGGAUGAUGAAAAUAAUAAUGAUCAAGAUUCUCAUUUAAGAACAAGAAAUGAAAAGUUAAAUGAUUUAAAUAAACAAAAGGAAAGUGAAAUCUCUCCUAUUAGUCAAGAUUUAUUAGUGAAAUAUAUUAAUUAUGCUAGAGUUAAAGUCCAUCCAAAAUUACAUCAAAUGGAUAUGGAUAAAGUUGCUCGAGUUUAUGCCGAAUUAAGAAAAGAAUCAAUGGCAACUGGAUCAUUCCCAAUUACAGUUCGUCAUUUAGAAAGUAUAUUAAGAAUAGCUGAAGCAUUUGCCAAGAUGAGAUUAAGUGAUUUCGUUAGUCAAAGUGAUUUAAAUAGAGCUAUUAAAGUAAGUAUUGAUAGUUUUGUGGGAACUCAAAAAGUAAGUGUUAAAAAACAAUUACAAGCUAAAUUCCAAAAAUUCACCUUACCAACCAGAUCAAAACAAGUAUGA